CAAAUUUCAUUGAUCUCCGAUUUAGACUCAGAUUUCGCUAUGGAGCUUCCCCCUCUUUUCGAAGGAGAGGAUUCUCCAUGUUGUCUCCAUUCCUCACUCCCUUUUAAUAUAGCGUGAGGUAAAUCAUGAAGUUCUCCGUUCUGUCGACACUGUUCCUCGCAACAGUAGCCACUGCGCUACCGUCUUCGGAAGUAGAACGAUCGACAAGCUUCAAUGCAACAGUGCUUGCUUGCAAAGCCCUCAAGCUCGUAUACAGCACACAAGUCUUCUUUCCCGGCGAGGCUAAUUACACUGCGGAGAAUGAACACUUCUGGACUCCUACUGAUUAUCUCUCCCCGACGUGUGUCUUCACACCGAAAUGCACUACGGAUGUCUCGAGCGCGAUUCUGAUCCUCACUGGGCUGAAAGCAACAUUUGCUGUGAGGGGAGGAGGGCACAUGCCCAUUCCCGGAUACGCGAAUACAAUCGGUGGAGUGUUGAUUGGUUUGACGGAUCUGAAUGAGAUACAACUUUCCAGUGACAAUUCCUACGUCUCGGUUGGGCCUGGUAGGCGGUGGGAGGAAGUUUAUGCAUAUCUGGAACCAUAUGGGCUGGUUGCGUUGGGUGGAAGAGUUGGGAUUGUCGGUGUGCCUGGAUUACUCUUGGGCGGCGGAAUCUCGUUCUAUUCGAACCAACAUGGAUUUGCUUCCGAUAAUGUCGUAGCAUACGAGGUCGUACUUGCGAGUGGGAAGAUUGUGACAGCAACUUCAACACAAUAUUCUGACCUUUUUUGGGCUUUGAAAGGUGGUGGAAACAGCUUCGGCAUUGUCACUCGUUUCGACUUGCUCACAUACACCUCUCCUACCGUUUGCGCCGGAAUCACCGAAAUACCGUCAACUGAAAAAGAUCUCUUCUUGAGCGCAGUCGCAAACUUUGGUCAAUAUGGCUCUGCUGACCCAAAAGCAGCCGUGAUCCCUUCAAUAUUCAUGCUGGCUUCCCUCAAUAUUACUGUCUACACCUCAGCGCUUUUCUACGAUGGCACUAAUUGCACUCAACCAGCUCUCGCAAACGUCACUGCGAUCCCUGCGAUCGAAAAUACCUAUGGCUCUACGACACUCGCAACUUAUGUCGAGGGGACCGACGCAUUGAUUGCGGAUGGAACUAGACAAGCAUUUCGUGUCGUAUCCAGUCUUGCUACCGCAGAGGCAUUGAGCAUCGUGCACGAUACCUUCGUAGACAUGGUUACAGCAAACAUCUGGGACGUAGCCGGCUUGCAAGCCAGUGUUGCAUUCCAGCCUGUGACGAAGAAUUUCAUUCAACAGGGAAUCAACAAAGGCGGUAACCCUCAGGGCGUAGACAUCUCGAAGGCUCCGUAUUUCUGGAUGGUUGAAAAUUUCUCGUGGACUGAUCCAGCAGACGAUGCGACUAUAUACGCUUUUGCUGCUCAAGUCACAGAUAUAAUCGAGGCGAAGCUCUCGGCGGCUGGCCAGGCUGCUCAAUAUCACUACAUGAAUGAUGCUGGAUUGGGUCAAGAGAUUUUCCAGAAUUAUGGCGCUGGAAAUCUCGCCAAGCUUCGGUCAAUUCGGGCUAAGUAUGACCCUCUCAAGGUUUAUACGAACUUGAUGCCUGGAGGGUGGAAGGUCGAUGCUGCGUGAUGGAGAGGAGAAAGACUUUGCAUUUUGAUACUUGAAUUACCUUUGAUAAUUAUAUUCUAAUGCUCAGUUAAUUGUUUUGAGAUUCAGUCCACGAAUCCUCCAAUCAAGUCCACAAC
This is a messenger RNA of Hyaloscypha bicolor E, 1750 nucleotides long. RefSeq names its product FAD binding domain-containing protein. The record is from RefSeq and is a predicted model, not a curated record. Lineage: Eukaryota; Fungi; Ascomycota; Leotiomycetes; Helotiales; Hyaloscyphaceae. Gene Ontology annotation, molecular function: FAD binding. Bases 126 to 1634 code for a protein of 502 amino acids. The transcript is spliced from 4 exons.